Messenger RNA from Paramecium sonneborni, 1583 nucleotides. The record is from the annotation of a GenBank genome assembly. NCBI's taxonomy places the organism in Eukaryota, Ciliophora, Oligohymenophorea, Peniculida, Parameciidae.
AUGAUAUAAAGUUCUACUCGUAACCGUUCAGAACAAUUAAUCUACUAAAGAAGAUAAUAAGAAUAGUAGGUGGGUAAAUUGAAUACAAAGCUUAGAUAAGAGCAUUAUGAGAAGACUUUUGCAGCUUGGGAAAAUAAAGGAAAAGAUGUUGCCAAUUUGUAAUAUACAAAGAAUAGGUAAGAAAAUAGUAUAUUUUAGACUUCAAUAAAUACGUUCAGAAGCUGAAGCUAAUAAGAAUUAAAGAAGAGAAAGACUAGCAUUAUUAUUAAAUGCUGAACAUGAGCAAUAUCAAUAAGAAAUAAAAGCAAUGGUUGAAACUCCAGAAUAGGUAAAGGAGAGAAUGAUGAAAGAAGUUGCAGAAUUAAAAUAAAGAAAGGAGGUUGAAAGAGCUAAAUAAGCAGAAGCAGCAUAUAAUCGUAGAUUUAGAGAUAAUGCUGAUGAACUUAGAAUGGUCAAUUAAUAAUUUAAUGAACUUUAAACUGUUGCUUACAGAAAUAUGUAAAUGAUGGAGAAAUAAAAAAUGUUAGAAGAUUAAUAUGAUGGUAAAAAGUUAAAUGAUAAUAAAUUAUAGAGGAAAUGAUAUAUGCAGAAUUAUAUAGAAGAGAAAUAUUAAAAAAAGAGAGAUUAGAAAGAGAAAAGGAGUUAGAAUAAAAGGUUAAAGUAGAUGAACGAAAUAAAGUAUUGGCUUUAUAAACAAAAAUGAAUGAGACAAAAUAAUAAAAGACAAAAGAAGAAAUUGAAUGGGAGAAACAGAUGCUAGUAUAAUUAUUUGUUUGACCAUUAUAGAAAGAAGAAUGGAAAAGAGAAGAAGAAAGACAUAAAUAAAGAGAAAAUCAAUAUAUGAAUUAUAAGAAAGAAAUUAAUUAAGAAAUAGCAUUAAAUAAUGAAUAACAAAAAGAAUUUAAAAAAUAAAUUAAAUAUUAAGAGAAAAUUGAGGAUAAAGAAAUGAUUUAGUAAGUUCUUGCAAGAGAAGAAGCUAUUAGUAAAAUGGAACAAGCAGAAAAAUAAAGACAAAAAGAAGAAACAAGAAAAUUCUUAUUAAAUUUUAAGAAUAGAACAAAUGAAUAUAGUAUGAAUGAUUAAUUAAAGGAAAGAUUAAUUAAUGAAGAAAAUGCUAGAUAAUGGGAAACUAAAGAAGCAAAAUGGAAAGCGGAAGAUGUAAUAUAUUUUUUAUUAUUUUAAGGAUGCAAGAGUAAAAUUAAUGUAUGAAGUUUAUGCAUAAAGAGCAGAGAAUGUUGAAAUCAAAAAAAAAAUAAUAGAAGAUGAAAAGAAUGUAAAAUAAUAAGAUAAGAUUGAACUUUAAAGAUAAAUGGAAUUAUAUUAAAAAGAUGUAGAAGAGAAAUAAAGAAUAGAGUAGGAAGUAUGUUUUAUAAUUAAUGAUUUAGAAAAUUAUGUAUACAAAACAUAAUUUAAUAAAUUAAAUGGAUGAAAAAAAACAAAGGUAGUAAUUGUUAAGAGAUAAAAAAUAAUAAGAAGAAGAAGCACUUCGAAAACAAAAAGAAGAAUAUGAUAAAAAAAUAGAAUUGGAGAAGGCUAAAGGUCGUGCUUUGCUUGAUGAACUUAGAAAAUAAAGACCAUAUUGA